AUGGUUAUCAUGAAUGAGCUGCCAGGGUUUUUAACUAAUCAUUCAUCUCAUCUCAAGGGAAGCGAGCCGGGCAAGGAUUAUAUUUAUGGGGCAAUCUUCUGUUCCUUAGGAAAAUACCCUAUAUCCCCCUCCGUGGUAAGAGCUCUACUGGAGAGGUGGGACUCGGUUGCGAACACCUUCGUAUUCCCUUGCGGAGAGCGUACAAUCACCCUCUUAGAUAUGAAGAACAUGGCCGGUUUACCACUGGAUGGGGAACCUUACGACGAAUUCAUUCCAUCUCGUGCUUACAUGGAGCCAGCUAUGCUGCUGUAUCCAAAGACUUUACUGCCUCUCUACAGGGCAUGGCGCAAACUUGAGGACGGAGGAAAAGUUACUUUCCAAAAGUGGUGCGAUUACUUUCAUUGCACCCCAGGAAAUCUUUCGGGUUUUGAUAGCAGUGAGUUCUCCAAUAUCUAUACUGCUGCAUUCCUAACACUCUGGAUAUGUUGCUUCGCGAUUGUUGGAGGGGGGCCAUAUAUUCGACCAGGUGUACUAGUGACAGCCUCAUGGAUGACUCUGGGCCGCCAAUUUGCUUUGGCACAACCUGCUUUGUGUUCUUUAUAUUACUCUUUAAGGCUUAUUAGCACCAAGCCUAUUAAUCCUGCAUCUUUGAGGAAGCUUUGGCCUGUCCACUAUCUGAUUGGCUGGAUAGGGGAUCACAUACCGGCGGUAUUUGGUAACAGAAUGAAGCAUGUCAAUAUCCCUGUUUGCCCGUAUCCUUCAGUGCGGCCAACUAUGCUGGAUACUAUGUCCAGAAAGCCAACUCUUUUCAGUCCCAAGAGUGCUCAUAAGCUUCUGUGUAGAGAUAAGAAUAUUUUGUGGAAUCCCUACGAGCCUCUUGACGAGGACCUAACAGCUCAACCAAACUCACUUCGGACCAACAGAAUAUUUGAUUUAUCACUUCGUCGUGGUAUGCUCCCAUGGAGAAUUGCUACAUACAAGACGGACUUUUGCAUUUUGGAGCCAUACCACCCGGAACGUGCAGCUAGACAGUUCGGGUUGGAUCAAGUUGUUCCUCAUCUUCCGUUGACUAGUUUGGUAACUGAAUUUGACGUUGGGAUAGCAUAUGCUCACUGGCGACAUCUUCUACGCCCGAUAUAUGAGGACUCGCAUCUCAUACCAGAUGAGUAUCGUGUAGGACGUGCUUCACUGGCUUGGGUUAGAUGGUUCAGUGCUUUCAUAGAACCAUUUAACUCCAUUUUACACAGCUUGGGCCAAGAUAACCUCUAUGACCCUAUCAGUUUCGGGGCUAGACAAUGUGAUUAUCAUAUACACCCAGGUCUUGCUCCUCGAAAUCUAUCCUCUCGUGACUUGACUGUGGUGCAGAGGGUAGCUGAAGAACAUCUUCAGGAUUAUCUUGUAUCUAUCAUGAAUAAAGAGAUGACCAAUAAUGAUCAUUGGAAGAGAGCUGCACAACCUUCUGGGUGUACAGGUCGACUAUCAGGGUCAAACAGCCAUGAUUGUGGACAGCAGCUUGACCAUCCAUCCUCCGGCCAAGCGUUAUCUAAGGAUACGCAAAGCAUGGACGCGACUGAGAUCGAGAAGAUUUUCUUGGCAACAGCAUAUCAGGUGUCACUAAAGGUUCUCAACGGGCUGGAUGUUACUACAUUGAAAGACCCGGAGCGAUGUGCCGCCCUGCAACUUACUUCGACUAGUCUCCCUGGGAAUUUUGCUAGCAUUUCCAAGAUCAAAGCUAUGCUGGACAAACUGGUUGCUAUUUCCCAACAAUUGCAACUUGCCCACUCUGAAUUUGAAGCAAGCUCUGGGCGAGUAGACCAAGCUGUUGGCCAGGUUAAACAAGAGCUUUCAGUUAAGAAAAAUGCUCUCCAAGCUACCGCCCAGGAAAUGAUUUCAGUUGAAGAGAGGAAAGCUGAGCUUUUAGCAGAAGUUGCCAAGUUUAACCUUGCCUUGAAGGAACUGGAGGAGAAGGAGGAAAAGCUAUUGAAGACUCAGUCUGCCCAGGAAUUAGAAGUGAAGGAGCAAGAACAAGCGCUGUGUGAUGCCACUACAAAGGCAAACAAGAGAGCCAAUGAUGACCUCCGGGCAAAGACGAUGAUGUGCAUCAGGACCUUUAUUUGUUUCCAAUGCAUUGGAAGGGCUCAUUGA
Molecule: messenger RNA, 2145 nt
Organism: Miscanthus lutarioriparius
Lineage: Eukaryota; Viridiplantae; Streptophyta; Magnoliopsida; Poales; Poaceae
Source: the annotation of a GenBank genome assembly